This is a messenger RNA of Ostrinia nubilalis (European corn borer), 342 nucleotides long. RefSeq lists its product as uncharacterized. The coding region runs from base 1 to 342 and encodes 113 amino acids. The record is from RefSeq and is a predicted model, not a curated record. The transcript has a single exon. Gene Ontology annotation, molecular function: odorant binding. NCBI's taxonomy places the organism in Eukaryota, Metazoa, Arthropoda, Insecta, Lepidoptera, Crambidae.
AUGGCGGCUGGCAUCAUCGAGAUUAGCGAGCAGUGCAUUGCUGAUGUUGGAGUAGAUCCAGAGGUUAUGGCUAUAUUGAGAAGGACAGAAGUACCAGACACCAACCAGUACAAGAGAGUUCCAGAGUUUGUUUACUGCGCGUACAAUAGAUGUGGCUUAUGCGAAGAUAAUGGCCGAGUCAAAAUUGACAAAAUAUUAGAUAUUUAUCCUAGCAGUUCGGAUAAAGAAGCCAUAAGAAAGCUGAUGGUUGAUUGUGACAAAAUGGGGAAUGAUCCGAUAGAUACCAUUUUUAAAUACGUAAAAUGCUUCUAUGGGUUCACCCCUGAGAAACUUGUAUUUUGA